CCAACAUCUCCAAGUUCAGCAUCUCCAAGUUCAGCAUCUCCAAGUUCAGCAUCUCCAAGUUCAGCAUCUCCAAGUUCAGCAUCUGCCACUUGCAGCGCAAUCCCAAGCUUUUCCCGCGCGGCUUCUGUGUCAGACACCCCCAUUAUCGCAAUGAAGAAGGCACUCACUCCGGGCAUCAAUGGCGCCAGUGAAGGCAACAUGUGGAAGAAAUUCACAAACGUUUCUGUGGGCAGAGGCAAAACGGUUUUUCCUAGAAGCCCGGCGGAGCAGGAACGAUUUGGAGUUCGUUGGGAUUUCGACGGGGAGGUCGUUAAACCAGAUGGUGUAUACAACAAGUUCCGAAUGCAGCCCAACGCCGGGAAAAUCCCAUCCUCUAUUAAAGCAUGGAGAGAUGCCAACGGUGGCACUCACGCCGUCAUGGCCGAUGCCUAUAUAAAGAAAGAAGGCUCGCAGGACGAUGUGCAAAAAGGGCUAGAGGACGCAGCAAAGUCGAUCUAGCUGGAGGAGGUCCCUCAGACAGCUUCAUCCUCCAAGCGUUGAAACUGUCAAUAUAGAGUACUGCUUCUGAAGACCGCUCUGCAAUCUUACUACUACGGAAGUCUUUGCUGUUACUGGUUACGAGUGUCUUGUUCGGAUUGUCAUCUGUAAUCGCUAUACUUCAAAGCACAAUCCGUGCGCAAGGUAAUGACAGACUGAGAAGGAUGUUCUCGUGACUAGCUACCUAACUACCUAGUUAGAUGAUGUUUCUCCAGAGAUACCGUCUGAUACACAAAC
Molecule: messenger RNA, 774 nt
Organism: Sphaerulina musiva SO2202
Lineage: Eukaryota; Fungi; Ascomycota; Dothideomycetes; Mycosphaerellales; Mycosphaerellaceae
Exons: 2
Coding region: 151-498 (115 amino acids)
Source: RefSeq, a predicted model, not a curated record